CUUUCGCUCUUGCUCAGAAUCGAGCACAUGUAGACAUAGGGAGAGGGGGGAUGAACGAGGUGUACACAUGUGAGGUUUUCCUAAACUGCCGGGGCGAGGCAGGACUGGUGAAGAGAGAAGCAGAGGAGGAGGAAUAGAGGAAUACUGCAGUGACCAGCCAGCUUCUCUCUCUCUCACUCUCUUUCUCGCUGCUUCACUGCUUUCAUCACCCUUUCUUCUUCAUCCCCUUCUCUUCCCCUCUGCCAAUUAUACCAUGAACCUGCCUGCUGCUUGUUGCUAAGGGGGAGCUAACCGGGGGAGCAGAGUGGACCAGGCAUUAUUUUGUUUCUAAGGACUGAGUGAAAAUGGCGGAGGGGUCCAGAGACCAGGGAGGUGUGGGCACCACUGAUCCAGAGGAGGACUCCCCCAACAUGAUUGUCUACAGAAAAAUAGAAGACAUUGUUACACGAAUACAAGAUGAGAAAGCAGGAGGUGUAGCCAUUCGGACUGUCAAAAGCUUCCUCUCUAAGAUCCCCAGUGUGGUGUCAGGGGCGGACAUUGUUCAGUGGCUGAUGAAAAACCUUUUUAUUGAGGAUCCAGCUGAAGCCAUCCACCUUGGGAGUCUGAUCGCUGCCCACGGCUACAUCUUCCCCAUCUCUGACCAUGUCCUGACACUUAAAGAUGACGGAACCCUUUAUCGCUUUCAGUCUCCCUACUUCUGGCCUUCAAACUGUUGGGAGCCUGAGAACACAGACUACGCCAUUUACCUGUGCAAGCGCACCAUGCAGAAUAAGGCCAGGCUUGAGCUAGCUGACUAUGAGGCUGAAAACCUUGCCCGGCUGCAGAGGGCUUUUGCCAGGAAGUGGGAAUUUAUCUUCAUGCAAGCUGAAGCUCAAGUCAAAAUUGACAGGAAGAAGGACAAGGCAGAGAGGAAGAUCCUGGACAGCCAGGAGAGGGCAUUCUGGGACGUCCAUCGGCCAGUGCCAGGCUGUGUCAACACCACAGAGAUGGACAUUCGCAAGUGCCGGAGAGAGAGGAACCCACACAGGGUAAAAAAGUCGGUCUACGGGGUUCCAGAUGACGGCCAGACCCAGCCGAGCCCCGUCCACAUCAGCUCCCAGCCGACCAGGAAGGCCACCAAAGAAGACGUUCAGAAGGAGAUUACCUUCCUGAACAUUCAGCUGGACAGACACUGUAUGAAGGUUUCCAAAGUGGCCGACAGUCUAAUGAGCUACACGGACCAGUUUGUGGAAUAUGACCCUUUUGUGUCGGCCACAGAGCCUUCCAACCCUUGGAUCAGUGAUGACACUUCCUUCUGGGACUUGGAGGGAAGUCGUGACCCCAGCCAGCAGCGUGUGAAGAAAUGGGGCUUCUCUCUGGAGGAGGCGCUGAAAGAUCCGGCGGGAAGAGACCAGUUCCUGAAGUUCCUGGAGUCAGAGUUCAGCUCAGAGAACCUGCGGUUCUGGUUAGCAGUGCAGGAUCUGAAGCGGCGGCCUCUCCAGGAAGUGUCCUCCAGGGCGCAGGAGAUCUGGCAGGAGUUUCUGGCCGAGGGAGCGCCGAGCUCCAUCAACCUGGACUCUCACAGCUACGAACGCACCAGCCAGAACCUCAAAGACCCCGCACGAUACAGCUACGAGGACGCUCAGGAGCACAUAUUCAAGCUAAUGAAAAGUGACAGCUAUGCACGCUUUUUGCGAUCCAACAUCUACCAAGAUCUCCUGUUAGCCAGAAAGAAGCAGCCAGCAGACACUGAACAGGGCCGCCGCACCUCCUUGGAGAAGUUCACCCGCAGUGUGGGCAAGUCAUUGACGGGAAAGCGCCUGACAGGUCUGAUGCAGUCAUCCUGACACAGCCUGUGCUGGAGGGGCACAGCCAGACCCUGUUGGAGAGGUGACCGCCACACAGGGGCGGGGGCUGGGUCACAGACAGUGGAGCUGGGCUGGACAUGGCUGCUGUGGAUGCUCUCAUACACUGCUGCCACACUGCUACUGCAGCACUGGGCCUGCCGGGGCAAACGCCCCAAACUGAACCACUGAGGAAAUACUGACGAGGGAACCUCAGCCAACACACCACAUGGCAUGCAGCAUACAGUAUAAGCACAUUCAGACUAGGGCUGGCCUCUUUUCAUCACUUAGUUGGCAAACUGGUUGUUAGGCUCUUUUUUGGCUAUGCUGACCAGUUUAUAUUGUUUUCAUUUUGUUUUUUAUACAUGUUUAUUGGAUGUUAAAGCACAUCUGUGGUGUCGCAACAACAUUCUUUGAUAAAAACUAAGUUUAAAAGCUAUUUGCCACAACAUUUGCAACAAAUUAACUUUUGAUUUAGUUGUCCUAAAACAGUUGGGGUCAAAGAGGCACAUCAACACAGACACAAAUCAGCAUUCUAUUUUGCAUAUGUCUCUUUACUGACAAGGCAGCCAGCAAUAAAUAAAGUGUGAGACCACUUUUUUCUUUCUUUAAAAAAAUAAAAAAAUACAAAUAUCCUUAAAAUUUCUAUAACAUCUGUUCCUCAUAAAGCACAUGACAUGUCAGUUAUAUAGUGGGCAUAAUUUUGGCAGUAAUGAAGAAUAUACAAAGUAGUUGUUGUUUGCCAUAUGUUAAAUUGAUUUUUGAAGGUAUAACUUUUCAGGCUUCAUUACAUUCCAAAAUCUGGCAUAAGGGCUUAAUGUAGCAUUCACACUGCACUGUUGCAUUCAAAUGUCUUUUGAUUCAUUAAUCCAGUUGGCAUAUUUGGUUUACUGAACUUCCUGGCUUAAAGUUCUAAAUGUUUAGGCUACACAGUCAACUUAGGAAUUCCAAAGUAUGUGUGAAUAAAUGAGAAGCUUAGAAAAACGUGGCCCACAUGGUAGUGUAAAUCACAGUGAUUUGAGCUUUUACUUUAGUCCUUGUUCUAGUUUGCACAGUCACAUGUGUAAUAGCGUCCACAUGCUUUUCGGGGCUCCUACCAUAGUGUAGUUUUUAAGGUUUCCAGUGCCAUGGGUCCAUCUAGUGGUGGUUCAACCACAGGACCAGCAACCAUGUGAUACAAGACUGUAUUAAACUAGGUUCACAUAUCACAGGACAUCAUGAUGUCAAACCUAGUUCUCUGAUCAUGGAGAUAUUAAGGCCUGCCGCCCAAUAUGGGAUAACUUAUGUUUUGUUGCUUUUUUACUGCAUGAAUAUCUCAUCUUUGGUUUUAUCAAAACAAUUAAACCUGCCCAUGUUUGUUUGGCAAAAUGUAUGCUGUGACUCUCCAUCUAAUAAUCAUAUUGUGUUUAAUGACUAUGGGGAAAAUGGUGCAUGUUAUUGGACCAUAAGGGAGUUGGGGGAAGAUUUGGCUCUCCAAAGACAGCACACAGACGAGGAAAAGCACUGGAGCAACACUCCUCAGUGAAUGGACAUCAAAGCCCUUAAAUGCAACUGAGAACAAUAUUUGACCUGUAAUGGGCACCGCUCACUGAACAUUAGGCAUCUGUGCUCCACUGUGGCUUCAGACCUCUUCUACAGACAGAAGGUGCUUGGACAGACAGCUCCCCCAUGAUCCCAGGGACUGCUACAGUGGCAGACUGCUGAAUGAGUGAAUAGCCUAUUAUUUCCUGUUAGUCAUUGUAAUGCACCAUACAGGUCAUAUUAAUAGUUGUCAUAAACCAAUAACCUCUUGAUUAUAAGGUAGAGAGAGAUGCUUGAGUUGAUGUACCAAAUGUUAUUCUCAGCACAAACACAAUGACACUAUGUACAGGGUGCAUUGUAGAUGUAAAUUGGCUAAAUUUCAUUAUCCAAAAGCACACUUUAUUAUGAUAUGGGCACAUUACUAUGCAUGUAACAUAUUCAGGGCAUUUUUAGCUUUUAGUUUCUCAAUCAGCAAGAUGACUACUGGCACUCUAAAACACUCAAAUACCUGCUAUCUAUUCAUGGGUACCCAAUAAUAAUAAUAAAAAAAACUCUGGACCUGUC
This is a messenger RNA of Etheostoma spectabile (orangethroat darter), 3908 nucleotides long. Its product is annotated as regulator of G-protein signaling 6. The record is from RefSeq and is a predicted model, not a curated record. Gene Ontology annotation, biological process: G protein-coupled receptor signaling pathway; positive regulation of GTPase activity; intracellular signal transduction. Bases 345 to 1826 code for a protein of 493 amino acids. Gene Ontology annotation, cellular component: cytoplasm; neuron projection. Gene Ontology annotation, molecular function: GTPase activator activity. Lineage: Eukaryota; Metazoa; Chordata; Actinopteri; Perciformes; Percidae. The transcript has 17 exons.